GUCAUGAGUGCUUCUGGAAACGGCAUCAGGACAAAGUCUGUCUUUCCAUUAGAGAAGAGCUAUUUAUAUUUCAAUUUCAAGUGCAUGACUUUAUUGGGUCUGUGGAAUCCGUAUGAAAAUGGCUUCAAGCAUUGGCUUUAUCUUAUUUACACGAUAUGGAUCUUGGGUGUGAUUGUUAUCAUGAGAACAAUAAGCACGUUCGUACGAACACUCACGGCUGAUACUCUCAUUGCAUUUAAUCGAGAAAGCUCCGUAUUUGCUGCGGAAAUUGCCCAGAUUAUCAAAUGUACAGCUUUCUUACUUCAUCGAGCUGAAAUUUCGGAGUUGUCUAAUCUAUUCAAUUGGGAAAGACGCGCGUUGAGUGGAGAAGAACUCAGAAAUUGGCGAGAUGAAGUACUUUCGAACUCUUUGAUUGUGUCGAAAACCUUUACGAUAGUUAUUAUUAUAUCUGCAAUCCAAUAUUUUGUAUUUUAUUUUUAUUCUGCUUUCGUGCAAUCUGAUUAUCAGGUGGAGAAACUGCCGAUGGGAUCAGUACCGACGAAAUACUUGAUAGCAUCGAGGGAAUUCUGGUUUGUCUUCGUUGUUGAUUAUUUAUUAGGUACUCUCCAGGGAAUUAUCGCUCUCUCUCAAGACGCCUUUCUGAUGACUGUCAUGAUAAAUAUAGCGGCGCAAUUGAAAAUACUUAAUUUUCGAGUUGAGCGGUGUCACGUGGCACAUCCAGUUAUAGAAAUAAAAUUUAAUCAUAAAAAUUUACGGAUUCACUUUGAAAGCAUUCAGGAUGAUAACUCACCGCUGGUCGAUCCAACGCAGAAACUCAUUAAUUGCAUCAAAUUUCAUCAACAGAUUUUAAAGAUGUUAAUUUUAUUUAAAGUGAUUUACAAUAAGAUACUUCUACCGCAAGUUCUGAUAAGUCUGAGUAUGAUUGUACUUCAGUUGCAGUUGAUAAUGGGCAAACAAAUGGAUGGAUCUGAUGCACUUGUCGCAUAUCUUUUUUUGUUUGGAGUUAUUGUGCAGCUGCUCGCUUAUUGCUGGGGUGGUAAUUUAAUUCUUGUCGAGAGUGAGAAAACAAGUGAUGCGAUUUAUGCAUCGCACUGGUACAACCAGAAUAAAAUAUUUCGGAAUAAUCUGAAGAUAUUUCUUACGGCUACUAAGAAUCCACUUGUUGUCACUGCUGGUGAUUUGAUUGCAUUGACAGCUGAGACGUUUAAAAAUAUUCUCUCCAAAGGAUAUUCCGGUGCUGCUUUAUUGAAAAAUUUUGAAUGAAUUUAAAAGAAAAUCGACUAUGAAAGGCCCUGGAAUAAAAAACAGUCUUCUAAUGAUGUUUAGAAACACAUAUGUCAAUUAAUCUGUACGACAUUCUUCUGAGCAAUUACAUGAUCACUAAAUGUGAAUAGAGGUGGCACAUGAGUUCAUUUAAUUUAUUACCAAUCAAUUAUGACCAAAAGUUCUUUUCGGGUUAAUUUUGCAAUAAUAAUAUUAGAGAUAUAUUAGGUGAUAAUG
Messenger RNA from Fopius arisanus, 1500 nucleotides. Its product is annotated as odorant receptor 45b-like. Gene Ontology annotation, biological process: detection of chemical stimulus involved in sensory perception of smell; sensory perception of smell. Gene Ontology annotation, molecular function: olfactory receptor activity; odorant binding. Gene Ontology annotation, cellular component: plasma membrane. The record is from RefSeq and is a predicted model, not a curated record. The coding region runs from base 4 to 1263 and encodes 419 amino acids. The transcript has 7 exons. NCBI's taxonomy places the organism in Eukaryota, Metazoa, Arthropoda, Insecta, Hymenoptera, Braconidae.